This is a messenger RNA of Orbicella faveolata, 2842 nucleotides long. RefSeq lists its product as uncharacterized. The record is from RefSeq and is a predicted model, not a curated record. NCBI's taxonomy places the organism in Eukaryota, Metazoa, Cnidaria, Anthozoa, Scleractinia, Merulinidae.
GUCUUCCCCUGGUCUCUCAAGAACUUUCGGUAACUUUUCGUUAUCUCGGGUUUGCCCUCACUGGAUCUGCUAAAAAUUUCUCCGAAAUCGUUAAGAACCCCCUAGUCUGGUUCACGCUCAUUAAGGGCCCCGUCCACACUAGGCCGUAGAAAUUGGAAAACGGAGUUGUCACACUGAAAACCCAUCAAAUGUUUUCCGUUCACACUACGCCGGAGAAAUAUGAAAACGCGACAAUCACCAGUCAUUUUGGAUUUGUGGUUGAGGAAGGUAUCUAGACACCUCCCCACCAGGGACCAAUCGCCAACAAGGAGAUGAAAUAGAGUAAAGUAGUGGAGAAUUCUCUAUUUUCCAAUUACCCAUAAUUCAUUCUUUUUGCCCCACAAAUUUUGCAUCGACUCUACUCAAAUCCGCUUCCACUGCCAUGUUGGACUCUCCUUUCGUUCCCUUUCCUACACCUACAUGCGAACUCGCGGGAAGUUGCACGGGAGCAGUAAGCAUGCGCGAGCUACGAGCGACGGCAGUUCGAGAAUUGUUUGUUUUGUUUGGUUUUGUUUCUUUGUUUUUCGUUUGUUGUGUUGGUUUCUUUUGUUUCAAAAACGUGAUAUGCUACCCAAGUUACUAAUGCAGCCCUUCCUUUUAUAUAGCCUGCGUAGCUGGUGGUUUAGUGGGUUUGGAGUAUAGGAACGUACAGAGUGUGACUCGUCGCAUGCUCUCGCGCUCUACAGCAGCUAAACCGCUGGCUAAACCGCAAGCUACGCAGGCUACCUUUCCUAACGCGAUUUAAGGCUCCGUUAGACUUCACACCUGUCUGAAGAGAGUCGCCUACAAACAACGAAAAAGAUGAAACUCGGGUGGAUUUUAAUUGGUCUUACAGAAGGUCAAGUUUAAUUCAAGAUUUUUCUCCAGUCUUUAUAUGGUAAUAGUUUUAUACCUCAUAUUAUCUUAAACGAUGGGGAAUAGGGUAAAAUAAUCUUUAUUUCUUUGUUAACGCGUCUCGCAGCUACUCGGAAAUAUUUCCAUUUCAUUCCAGUUUAGCCCAGUAUCCUCCAUUUUGCCAGGUUCCAGCGAAUCUAACCUCGCUCACACAGCCGCCCACACUCUGGGAACGAAUCAUCAAGCUUGGCGCGCUCUGUGAUGCUCGUGACAUCAUUGUAACUUACAAGUGAAUCAAUCCGAUUGUAAAUCCUUUUUUCCUUGUAUAUAAUUCCUAAACUCAGUAAAUAAACAAAGAGAUGAUCCUCUUACCCUGUUUUAUCAGUGUUUUUUUUCACCUUAACCCUUCAGGGAAGUAAAAUUGUUGAUCAUCUGUUUCCUCGCGCUAACAUGCCAGCAAUUUAUAAAACUGAAUCUGAUUGGUUUAAAACAGCGCGCGCGUUUACUCUCCCUUGUUACGUCACAAAGUAAAACAGUUCGUUCAGAAAGAGACAAGCACCUGGUUGGCCGUGUCUUUUUAAACACUUAAAUUUUUAUUAAAUAAAACAACGACUUGAACAGUUAAAAUGGGUCUAACUUGGAGCUCGUAUAAGUUGAAGAGAAAAGAGAAAAAAGAUUAUAAAAGGUAAGUGAACAUAGGUGCCGUUUAACUGCUGACAGCGCAUUUAACAUCUGUAAAAAAGAAACAUCCAGAGUUUGAAAAUUAAGUAAGCGAAUCGUUAAUAACUAGAUUUCAUGCGUGAUUAUCACUUCAACUUUUUACGCGAAAACAGGUUUCAUUCUGCGUUUUGUUGUUUCCUUUUUUGCAGACGCAUACAACUAUAAUAUCACUAAGACAUUUUUUUAAAGAUCUCUACCCUUAAUAGACUAACUCUUUUUGUCCAACAGAAAGUUAAGAAACCAGUUAAAAGAAGCAGAGGAGUGUGUUACUCGUCUCCAGGAACAGCUGCAGCUUGAAAAUGGGUGAGUUUUCCAAGUGUGUCUACCAUAUGGGCUCGGCUACAACACCACAAUUUUAACCUUAAUAGAGGGCGUUUUUAAUUUGUUUUUACCUUUUCCUUUUAUGUUUCCAUUACGAGAAUAAAUAGUUUCUUAGCUAAGAAAGCAUAAGUACUAGCGCCUAGUCCCCUCCAAUGAUUGGACUCCGCCGAUGCUUGGACGCGCUGCACCACAAUGAAAAGAGGAAUAAAGGGAAAGCUCUUAACUGUAUUUUAGCUUUUAAUGGAUUUAGACAGUGGUCACCUUAACUCAGAUCAAUAAUUUUGCUGACAUCUGAGAACGUGAUAUCCUUUGUCUGAAAUAUAGACGUCUGAAAUGGAAGUAAUAAUUCCUUCUCUUAGACGUGUGAAUAUCAGUUGUAUUCAAGGUAACUUAAUGGAGGUUCUCUCUCUUUUCUCGUUUCUGUAGGUUACUCGAUCAGUUCCAAAGCUGCCAACCCUCUGACUCAAUGCCUGAUACUGCUAUAGCCAAUGCAGAUUGCAUAGUGGCUGAAAUGGAGCAGGAGGUUCAAGCAUUGGAGCGAAAGCUUUUCCUUGAGGAAAUUGCAGUCACGGUUAAUGUUACAAACGAGCGGUGCGAUUUUCUAGACAGGAACUUCAGUUGUUUUUAUGUCUUUGGUCUUUACAGACUUCUUCACAACAACGAGACAAGCCUUCAUAGGCAAAGUUCAGUCUGUGAAACAGACCUGGCAACGUUAAAACUAAAACAGGAAGCUUGUCAGUUUGGUCAUUUUCUACAAGCAAAUCCAGUGGAAGAAUGGACUGUCUGCUCUCUUCCUAAUCUUUACUGCAGAGACUUGUGAACGGCAAGUCUUGUGAACUUGGUUGUCAAACAAAUGAUAUCAGUUCCCUGUGCAGAUUUUAAAAGAUUUCAGGAGAAAGCUAGAUUUAUCAAUAUUUUACUGCAGAAG